AUGGCAAUGUAUGGCAGCCCCACAUUUUCAAAUUCAGUAGCCGAGUCCAGUCCCGUCACCGUCAACGUCUACGAUAUGUCCUGGCUGAACGAGUACAUUGGCAACAUUGGUUUGGGCGUCUACCACACAGGUGUGGAGGUCUAUGAACGCGAGUACUGUUAUGGAGGUCAUCAAUUUGGUGGCUCAGGCAUUUUUGAGAUGACUCCUCGUGAUACGGAAAAUCUCGGUCCCAACUACUCCUUCAAGUUAGCAACUUCAAUUGUGGUGGGGUUUACGGACUUCACCUACCGCGACGUCUGCGCAAUUCUCAGCAACAUGGAGCGGGACUUUAGAGGUGCACAUUACCACCUUUUGCGCAAGAACUGUAACCACUUCUCAAAUGCAUUUAUCGAGAUUCUCUGUGGUGCUACGCUGCCCAAGUGGAUUAAUCGGUUGGCUGUUGUGAGCACGAAACUGCCCUUCAUCGAGAAGUCUAUUCCCAAGGAGUGGCUUACUCCUCUGCAGCAGGUCGGUUUUUUUCACGAUUAUCCUUUUUUUUGUGUGUUGGAACAUGCAUGUGAGGUGUUUGGUGGGAAGCACUCAUGUGUAGUCUUUUAA
Molecule: messenger RNA, 597 nt
Organism: Hydatigera taeniaeformis
Lineage: Eukaryota; Metazoa; Platyhelminthes; Cestoda; Cyclophyllidea; Taeniidae
Source: the annotation of a GenBank genome assembly